AGGCGGGUUAGUUUUUGUCGAAGUUUUCCGACGUUAAAUUGCGGAGAGCUAGGCUGCCUCUUUCGAGCUAGCUUGUGGUUAGCGAGUCAGGCCAGAAUCAGCUGUGCGUCGUGAUGGGCGGCCUUCAAACACGGUCUCACACUAAAUGUACGUGAACAUGUUCAUGGAUAAGUCACCACCUUGGAUGUGAGAGCCGUCCACACCACGAGAGGUCUUGCUAUUUAUCCAUUCAGCCAAGUAGAGUAGGAGCUGCAUCGCUGUCCCACCGCGGGCUGGUGACCCUCACCACCGGCAGGAUGACGUGCCGUGACCGGACCCUCGAGUUCCAGUCAGCCUGUAAAUCUCUCCAGGGCAGACAGAAUGGAGUCCAGCCCAGUAAACCUGCACUUGGUGCCCUCAAGCAGCGCAGUGACUUCACAGUUAUGGCCAAGAGAAUUGGGAAAGACUUGAGCAAUACUUUUGCCAAACUGGAGAAACUUACUAUUUUGGCAAAAAGAAAAUCUCUUUUUGAUGACAAGGCAGUGGAGAUUGAGGAGCUAACAUAUAUCAUUAAACAAGAUAUCAACAGUCUAAACAAACAGAUAGCCCAGCUGCAGGACUUGGUGAGGUCCCGCAGUGCUCCAGGGGGUCGACAUAUCCAAAGCCACUCUAACACCAUAGUGGUGUCAUUACAGUCCAAAUUGGCUUCAAUGUCCAAUGACUUUAAGUCAGUCCUGGAAGUCAGAACAGAGAACCUGAAGCAGCAGCGCAGCAGGAGAGAGCAGUUCUCCCAGCCUCCUGUCUCCUCUUCCCCUCUUAUGGCCAACAACUUCAGGAGCCGCAAAAAAGGGGCCCAGGAGCCGCAUGCAGGUCGCGAGCCGCGCAAUGAGUACCAGGGCUAUACAACCUCAAAUUUGAAAGAGAGCUCAGUCUUGAUGCAGGAUGAGUCCAGGAGUCUGGGUGAGGUGGCCAUUGACAUGGACUCCCAGAGCAACCCCUUGCAGCUCCAGCUUAUUGAUGAGCAGGACUCGUACAUCCAGAGCCGCGCAGACACCAUGCAGAACAUCGAGAGCACCAUCGUGGAACUGGGCUCUAUAUUCCAGCAGCUGGCACACAUGGUGAAGGAGCAAGAGGAGACCAUCCAAAGGAUUGAUGCUAACGUGGAGGACACCCAGCUGAACGUGGAGGCGGCCCACACAGAGAUCCUCAAAUACUUCCAGUCAGUCUCUUCCAACCGCUGGCUGAUGAUCAAGAUCUUCCUCGUCCUCAUCAUCUUCUUCAUCGUUUUUGUCGUCUUCUUCGCCUAAAGCAAAGAGGAAUGGCUGAGCGGAGGGGAAAAAGCACACGGAGUCGGGGGAAGUUAAGUUAAAGCUGGACUGAAUUAAAGCGUCGUCUUAAGAACUGAUUGGAGGACAGGCUUCUCUGUCAAUGACGGUUUGCUGGUGGCUCGGGGUCAACGCAGAUGAAUACAUGUAGAGUUGUCUGUUAUUCCCAAGCCACAAAACUGGACUUUAUUGAUAUCAAUAUGAUGAAGCUGUUCUCUACCAUUAGAGAACGAUGUUGUCAAACUGUCGAAAUGAAAAGGAUAAAUUAUCAGAAAUCCCCACUUUGUAUAGUGUGAGCCAAACACUGCUCUCCAGUGUUAACUUUAGACCAAUUAAUCAUAAACAUUUAAUCAAAAUGGCUAUUAUUUAAUGGUUUGAUUCUGCAAACUGUUUUUUUUUUUUUCUUUUGUGUUUUUGUCCCCUUUUCUCAUGUCACGUUAGUUGUUGCAAAAAAAAGGCCAACAGCAAAACUGGAGUUUGUUCUUAAAUCAAUCCUGUUUCUUUAUUCAUCUUUGUAGUGAAGAGUGGGACUAUCACCUGCCUGUCAACAAAACCUUUCCCAUUGUCGUUCUCAUGACAUGAAAUAUUUUUAAAUUCACUUUUUUGUUAUUGCAUUCAGUGUUUGUUUUUUUUUUCUUUGCCAAACACUUAAGGAACUGUGACACAAUGUGUAGACACUUUCUGUGGUCGAGCCCCUUGUGCUGGUCGUGAAGUCACAGGGCACAAGAGGGCAUUACAGUCAACUGAAGGGGGACUUUCCUGCUAUAACCCAGUCAGAAAUGUCAGUGUGGUUUAGAUCAGAAUGAUCUCUAAGAAUGGUUUAUAAGGUGUGUAACUGCACCGUUACAUGUGUCUGUCCGGCAUGCCUGGUUGCUGGCUGGGCAGUAGUGACCGAUCCAUGUACAGCGGUCCGAGUGUGCAUUUCAAGUCCUUUCAGUUGCGUUGGCGCCUUUGUGGUAAUGAUGCCAUGGGAAUGACUGCAGAUGUGUAAACCCCACCUGUUUUACGCUGCAGAAAGACUCAAGUGAAUGAUGCAAGUAACUGAAAAGGACCUGGGUUUGAGCCGGGUGCUUAUGAAGGGGCUAUACUGGUUCUGAAGGCCCACUAAUGAAGUGACUUGAAUCAGCCCGUUUCCCUGGGAGUGUCUAGUUGGGUGUCACUGCUUUAGGCGCUUCCCUUCUUUAAUAAUCUAUCUAAUGUACAGGAUGUUAUUUAAAUGACCACAGCUUUUUAAGAAAAACAAAAACAUUCUUCCUAUUUUUCCUUGACUUUUUUUUUUAGCCAAAUGCCUUGACUUCAGUGUAUAAAGUGCAAAUAGUGAUGAUGUAUUGACAAGAAAUUGCAUAUUAAUAAAAGAAUAAUAGGGUGCUGGCAUUCA
Molecule: messenger RNA, 2682 nt
Organism: Myripristis murdjan (pinecone soldierfish)
Lineage: Eukaryota; Metazoa; Chordata; Actinopteri; Holocentriformes; Holocentridae
Gene: stx5a
Product: syntaxin 5A
Exons: 12
Coding region: 297-1286 (329 amino acids)
Biological process (GO): endoplasmic reticulum to Golgi vesicle-mediated transport; intracellular protein transport; vesicle fusion
Cellular component (GO): SNARE complex; Golgi membrane; endomembrane system
Molecular function (GO): SNARE binding; SNAP receptor activity
Source: RefSeq, a predicted model, not a curated record